Messenger RNA from Sclerotinia trifoliorum, 2224 nucleotides. The record is from the annotation of a GenBank genome assembly. NCBI's taxonomy places the organism in Eukaryota, Fungi, Ascomycota, Leotiomycetes, Helotiales, Sclerotiniaceae.
AAAGUGCUUAAAAAGUAGGUAACGGUUAAAUUGAAACUCAGACGCGAUUCAAAACACCCUGUGGCAAUAACUUUGAUUGGUUUUUAGAGAAAGCUUCAGGAUCUAAUAAUUGCCAACUUAUUGAAUAUCGAAAGACUUUAUAUUUUUUGGAAAUUUCCCUUCUAGUGACAUCGACACAGCAUUUGUUUUUCUAUAUUUGUAUUGUGGUGGUCUCCAAGAAAUUCCGCGUUCGUUCAUUCUUUACUUCGUUCCCAGCAACUAAAGUUAUGGCAAUGCAGAUGUCACAGAUGGACCCGCUGCCCCGCGACCUACCUUUUCGAAUUAUUUCUAAAACAAUAGGCAGAGGUGCCUACGCAUCGUGAGUCCAAAAUAAGACUAUCUGACCGUCUUUUGCUAUACAACAAAUCAUAUAUAUAUAUACUAAUAAACACUGUAGAAUCAAGAAAGCCAUUCCUCCAGCCGACCCUACUCCGGUAUUCGCAGUCAAAUUCAUACAUAAAGCUUAUGCUGUCAAACAUGGCCGAAUUUCCUCAAAGCAAAUUGCAAUGGAGGUGUCGUUGCACUCCCAUAUUGGACGGCAUCCGAAUAUUAUAGAGUGGUUUGCGACAGGUGAAGAUGCUGUGUGGAAAUGGAUAGCUAUGGAAUAUGCAGAAGGAGGAGACUUAUUCGACAAAAUCGAGGCGGAUGUCGGAGUCAAGGAAGACAUUGCACAUUUUUAUUUCACACAAUUGGUUAGUGGAGUAAGCUAUAUGCAUGCGAAGGGUGUUGGGCAUCGAGAUAUUAAGCCCGAGAAUAUAUUACUGUCGAGCAGUGGUGAUCUAAAGAUUGCGGAUUUUGGGCUGGCGACGCUAUUUGAAUAUAACGGUGCUAGAAAGCUUAGUACGACUAUGUGUGGUAGCCCUCCAUAUAUAGCCCCGGAAGUAAUCUCUUGUUCUAAGAGUACUCAAACGAAGGUGAAAGGAGCAGGAUAUGCUGCAAAUAUGGUGGAUAUCUGGUCGUGCGGGGUCGUAUUAUUUGUGCUAUUGGUGGGGAAUACACCUUGGGAUCAACCUACGGCUGAAAGUUGGGAAUUCGAUGAAUACAUCAAAUCCAAUGGGCGAAGUUCAGAUGAAUUAUGGCGAAGAUUGCCAGCUUCAGUUCUAUCAUUGCUACGAGGAAUGAUGAAUGUGGAUGCAUCCAAGCGCUUCAAAUUUGAACACAUCAAAAGACAUCCAUGGUAUACACGGAAGAACCCACUUCUUACAAAAGACGGCAAAAUGAGCGAUCCAUUGGGUCUUGCCACUCAGAUGUUGGCGAAUCUUCGUAUCGACUUUGAGCAAAAGCCUAGCGCAUCACAGCUCAGCCAAGACGCAAUGCAAAUUGACAGUCAUAAAUUUUCAUUCACACAACCGGAGGCACAGGUCAUAGAUAUGCAAUUUGAUUGGGAACGACCACCUCGCGUAUUACCUACAUCUCAACCUACCGAGGCUAUCACCUGCAAGCUCCAACUUCCAUCGCCAGCUACAUCUAAUUUUGGAGAUGCUACACUAGCUGAUGAACCUUCCAUGUCUCAAUUCUCCUCCAAUCCUGCAGUAUCCCUACGUCUCACGCAACAUGCUCGCCAGUUUCAAGACAUUCUCCCCAAUUACUCGCUUACGCGAUUCUUUUCACAUCUCCCCGUUCCUCAACUAUUAACGCUCCUAUCCGAUUCUUUACAUGCGAUGAACAUACCAAUACCACCUUUGGCCCAGCUUCAAAGCAGUCAAAUGCACGCGGCGUGGGUCAAGGUACGAGCGGUGGAUAGUAGAAGAUGUGGCAUGAAUGGAGAAAUUGUUUUGGAUACUUAUGAGACAGAGGACAGAGAGUUGGUAGAAGUGCGAUUUGUGAAGGUUAAAGGGGAUCCGUUGGAGUGGAGACGAUUUUUCAAGAGGGUAGUGGUGGCAUGUAAGGAUGGAGUCUAUAUACCUUCUAUGGAAGAUGCGUAAUGAGUGGUGUUGGGAAAGAUUGACAAGAAUUUGGAGUAUGGGUGGGGAUGGUUGUAUAGGGAAUGCGAAUAAGGGGAAUCAACGAGCUAUGAUAUAUGAAUUGGUUAGGAUACGGGCAUUGGAUGUUACAGGAGGCCUGGGUAGCCGCUAUAAAGGGACCAUAGAUCAUGAUGUCCCAUUUCACAUCAUGACUUUACGUCGAUAGACUUUUCGUUCAUAUCUUUUAAUUAAUCUUAAUGUUUCUUUUGCUAUUCACAAUU